Molecule: messenger RNA, 2593 nt
Organism: Nannospalax galili (Upper Galilee mountains blind mole rat)
Lineage: Eukaryota; Metazoa; Chordata; Mammalia; Rodentia; Spalacidae
Gene: Ptcd1
Product: pentatricopeptide repeat domain 1
Exons: 9
Coding region: 172-2313 (713 amino acids)
Biological process (GO): tRNA 3'-end processing
Cellular component (GO): mitochondrial matrix
Molecular function (GO): protein binding; tRNA binding
Source: RefSeq, a predicted model, not a curated record
GCGCGCAGCCUCCAGGCCUGACUAGCUAGCCUCCUGAUCUACAAUGAGCCAGUGAAGCCGCGAUGCAAAGUGCGCCUGCGCGAGCCCUGGGAGCCGCGUGCCUGGGAAACAAGGUGACUGAGUCGCAGCCCCGCGACUCUUCCGGGCUGUAGUGGAACAGGAAAGCCAGUGAUGGACCUCGUGAGACUUGCCCGACUCUUUUCUGGCCCCAGCCCCACAGGACUGUGUGCCCUUCAACACUUGGACCUUCUCAGAUUCACCCAAUGGGCACUAGGCAGGGAGGCAUUUCCAUGGCUGAGAGCCCCAUGGUCAACUUGGCGAGUGUCAGCUGCCUUCCAAAGCUCUGCCUUCUAUAGCUCGUCCUCUGGUCUGCCCUUGGGCCAAGAGAGCCAGAAGAACCUGGGUAGCCUGUGUUCUGACAGGAAGCUCAGUGCCACUGCCUCUCAGGAAGAAGAGGAUGAAGAGGACUUUGGGACCCUUUCAGAUAAAUACUCCUCACGGAGAAUAUUCCACAAGUCAACAGCCCAGCUGUAUAACCUAAGGCUCAAAGAACAGAGUUUUGAGGAGGAUGAGGAAGUGGAGCCCAAAUUGUGGCAGGGCCGGAGGAAUACUCCCUACUGGUACUUCCUUCAGUGCAAGCAUCUGAUCAAAGAGGGAAAGCUAGCAGAAGCCCUGGACCUGUUUGAGAGGCAGAUGCUGAAGGAGGAGCGCCUGCAGCCCCUUGAGUACAACUACACAGUGCUGAUCGGGGGCUGUGGGCGGGUGGGCUACCUGAAGAAGGCCUUCCAGCUCUACAAUGAUAUGAAGAAGAGAGACCUGGAGCCCUCAGAUGCCACAUACACAGCCCUGUUCAACGUCUGUGCUGAGUCCCCCUGGAAGGACUCCGCUCUACAGAGUGCCCUGAAGCUCCGACAGCAACUCCGGGCCAAAAACUUCCAGCUCAACCUGAAAACAUACCAUGCCCUGUUGAAGGUGGCUGCCAAGUGUGCAGACCUCAAGAUGUGCCUUGAUGUGUUCAAGGAAAUCAUCCACAAGGGCCAUGUGGUCACAGAAGAGACCUUCAGUGUCCUGCUCAUGGGUUGUAUCCAGGACAAGAAGAUAGGCUUCCGGCAUGCCCUGCAGGUGUGGAGGCAGAUGCUGAGUCUGGGUCUCAAACCAAGCCUCCACAGCUACAACCUGCUGCUGGCAGCAGUUCGAGACUGUGGCCUGGGGGACCUGGAGGUGGCUUCUAGGAUGCUCCUGAGGCCCCAGGAAGAGACCAUCCUGCUCCAGCCACCAGCAGGCAGGCAUCGGGCAGGGAGGAAAGGCCAGGCCAAGGCAGGUGAUGGCAUGUCAGCCAGACUGCAUGUGGAGACCCUGGAGAGGCAACUGUUUCUGGAAACUUCUCAGGCAUUUGAAGGGUCUCUAAAGCCUUGCAAGGCUGGGGUACCUAGUAGGACCCAGCCUGUGGUAGAAACCAAGGCAGAGUCGGAUCCCACAGCUGCCCUUGCCCCACUGACCCUGAAGCCAUCUGCCUUGGAAAGGAAGGUCAACCUCCUGAGUCUAGGGGCUCUCUCUUCCACUGUGGUUUCCUUUGGGACAGUGGCCACCCCUGCUGAUAGGCUGGCCUUGGUUGGGGGUCUGGAUGGUUUCUUGGACAAGAUGACAGAACAUGGGCUCCAGCCAGACAUCAGAACUCUCACUCUGCUGGCUGAGGUGGUAGAGCCUGGGAGCCUGGCAGAGUCUUCUCUGCUGACCAUUCUGGACAAGCACCAGGUAGAGGCUGACGUGACAUUCUUCAACACGCUGAUAAGGAAGAAGAGCAAGCUGGGUGACCUGGAGGGGGCAAAGGUGCUGUUGCCCAUUCUAGCAAAGAAGGGAUUGAUCCCCAACCUGAGGACUUUCUGUAACCUGGCCAUUGGGUGCCACAGGCCCCGGGAUGGUAUGCAGCUGCUUGAAGACAUGAAGAAAUCCCAGAUGACCCCUAAUACCCACAUCUAUAGUACCCUCAUCAACACGGCCCUCAAGAAGCUGGACUAUGCCUAUCUCAUUGACAUCUUGAAGGACAUGAGGCAGAAUAGAGUCCCAGUGAAUGAAGUGGUCAUCCGUCAGCUGGAGUUUGCCGCUGAGUACCCACCCACCUUUGACCGGUAUAAAGGGAAGAACACCUACAUGGAGAAGAUUGAUGGCUUCCGAGCUUACUACAAGCAGUGGCUGAAAGUGAUGCCAGCAGAAGAGGCCCCCCACCCCUGGGAGCAGUUCCGGACCAAACCGAAGGAGGACCAAGACAACCCUGGGGAUGCUGGUGUAGAUGGAGGCCUUGGGGGCAGGUGAUGGACCACACUGCUAGGACAAGUGUCCAGUCUCCACAGCAGUAUGGAGCCUAGGAGUCCCCUCCAUGUUAAUGAGUGACUGUGCCAGCGUCCUUUCCAGGGUAGGCGCCGCAGCAUUUUGCAGGCAUGGAUAUAGGGCAAACACUGGGCCUAGAAUAGGUCAAGUCACCUUCAUACACACAAUGUCAGGUCCCCUUUGCCUGCAAGGGCAUCCCUACCGCUGGUGAGAAAAGUGUACUUGUUCGUGGCCACACAGCAUGUAUGAAGUGGAGCCAGGGCUG